CAACCAUAAUCGUCGAAUAUUAUAAUGUACUUACAAACUUGGUAUUUUUUUCAAUCCCUCAUUGGUAUCGGACGUAUAAAUUUGCGCAAAUUAUGUUAAUAUUGAAUGUCGCCUAAAUGCUAAUAAUAUUGGAAAAUUUCGCGAAACAAUAUAUGUAUAGAGUCGGGCACGCAGUUGUGUUAGAAACGGUAAACUCGACCCUAGCCGUACUAUUGUGCAACCGGGGGUUAUAUAAAUGAUAAAACUUAUAUACAUUUUCAGUGAUUACAAUAAUUAUUAUUCAUAAUAAUAAUAAUAAAGGCGAUAGUUUAUUUAUAGUCGCGAAAGUAAAGGUGUAAAUGUUCCAUGUGGUGUGUCUUGGUGUCUUAAAAUGGAUGUUGCCAGGGUAGCUGCUGUCAUUUUGGUCAUUUCUUUGGAUAAAAGAAUAUCAUGUUGGCCGUACAGUAUAGAAGACUCCCCAGAAGAAGACUCCUUCCCACUUACUGUAGACCAUAUGGGAAAAAACCUGAGUCAAGUUCCACUAGGAAAUUUCUCCAUAACCGAAGCCAAUUUGGCUUACAAUCAAAUACAGACUUUAUCUCCUUACGUGUUCUACAUGAACCUCUAUAAGAAUCUCCACAAUCUACAGCUCUCCCAUAACAAUAUGUCCUCGAUAGACGUAGGAGCUUUCAGGGAGCUUCCGGAGCUAAGAGAACUAGAUUUAUCCAGCAAUAAAAUCAGCAACUUGGACUCGAAUACCUUCAUAAGAAACCAUCAACUUACGAAGCUAGAUCUUGCACUAAACAACAUCACCUUUGACAUAGAAAUACCGUUUUUACGCUCGUUCUUUAUCCAAACUCUAAUUUUAUCUGAAAAUAACAUUAUCCACGUAUACGACAUCACUUUUGCCAGAAUGCCCCAUCUGACGUCACUGCUUCUGGACCACAAUCAGCUCUACUAUUUGUCACCAAAUUGCUUUGUGCAUUUGAAGUAUCUACAGUACAUCAAUCUUGCCAAUACGGGAGUCUACAGUUUGUCCAGCAGCAUGUUCAGGACAGUACCGAGACUGGUAGACUUAACCAGUACAACCUUAUCGAAGAAAUUCGAGCCGCCACUUAAGAAAGUGAAGACUCAUCAACUGGUGAAGUUAAUGGCAAUAGAAAAGUUUAUGGAGGAAGACUAUGAGAUGUGAAGUAGAAUGAAAUGGAUUGAGGAUUGUUAAUUAGCACGUACUUCUUGGCAUCUACAGUGUGACAACCUGUACCCUACGGUACGGUCUAAGUACAACCAAGUGUCGAAAUUCGAGUUUCUGGAAGAGUUCUAUGAGAUGGAAGCUAUGGUAUGGGUGACAUGUGAGGAUUCUAUUUUCUUCUAUGGACAUUUAUUUAUUUUUAUGAAACUUUAGUGAAGUUAGACUGAUGCAUCAAUAUGUGAUAUUGUAAGGAUGUCAAGUAAGUAUUACUGCUUUUUGUAUGAUGUGGCAAAAGCGAACACUAGGGUGCAGCAGAGCAGUGGUAGUGCAAUUGGUGGGUUGUGGAGAAAAUGAGUUUUUUUAAUUGUCAAUUGGUGCUUAACUAAGGUACUUUGAAAUCAGCCGUUUCUCGCAUAUAUAGCAACAGCGCUGACGCGAUCAUCCACGAGUCGUGACGAGUUUGGCCGAGUUAUAAGGUGCGCGCUCGUUAAAUUUGAAUAUGGGAGCCGUUACUUAGAAAAAUGCUGGCGGUGUUGCCAUAUAUCGAUAGAAAUAGGAAAAAAUACAGUUUAAGAAUGUGGAUUUUUUUUUCGUAUUGUCCUGUAAAUUAAUUAUGUUUCUAAAAAUCAACGAAUAUAUUUGUACAAAAAUUUAAGAGGCUAAAUUAAACUGAAAUCCACAUCUUUUUCUUUAAUUAUCUAAUCAUUUUGAUGCUAGUUUUCGAUUAUUUUUUUAUGUUAAUCUUUGAAAACAUUCAACCUACUCGACUGCGCCAUUAUUCCAUCAAAAACCAUUAAGCCAUAAAAUCCAUUAAAUUAAUAGAUCAUUUCCACAUCUUUAUAUUACAAUAUCCAUUAAUACGUCUAUUAAAACUGCAUAUAAUAAAUAAUUUGACAUUUCAAUUUUUUCAUGUGGAAGAAUCCAUGAUCCUGAAAUAAAAUUAAAUUUUAUUUUAAUUCAAAGCAUUUUCACGUAAACCUGGAUCAGUUCAUGAAAAUAAUCAGUGGUUUGUGUUGAGACAUUUUGGAGUAAAAUUAGCCCGUAUAUUUUUCUAUUUUUUAAAAGAUUUAUAUAUUUUUUAAUUAUGAAGA
Messenger RNA from Anthonomus grandis grandis, 2262 nucleotides. RefSeq names its product leucine-rich repeat-containing protein 15-like. The transcript is spliced from 2 exons. Bases 371 to 1171 code for a protein of 266 amino acids. NCBI's taxonomy places the organism in Eukaryota, Metazoa, Arthropoda, Insecta, Coleoptera, Curculionidae. Gene Ontology annotation, molecular function: protein binding. The record is from RefSeq and is a predicted model, not a curated record.